AUGCCUCCGUCUGUUACAGCACCCGGAGGAUUUGGACGACCCAAGGUAAGAGUGCUCAGUUUAUUGGCUAAUUGUGAUAAUCAGGAAGACAAUUAUCUACUCAAGGGAAUUGAAUUUGUUAAAAACAGUGCGGCUAACAUACAACGUGGUUUCGGCGAAUCUACACGCAGUAAUAGCGUACUUGGUAUGUCCUAUCACCUUCGAUGCCAAUCAUUCAUAGGUGCUGAUUCCGUUUUAUUCGGCGGAGACGCCGCCAGUACUGCACGUUCAUCUUUUUCAGCCAUAAUGAACGUUGGUCGUUCGGCAAUAGGGCUUUCAAGCCGCGAUGAAUCAUCUCAGUCAUGGAUGACAUACACGAAUUACAAGAUAUUCGUUGUAUUGUUACUGACUAGUUUGAUAUUCUUCGCACUCGCGUUUAUGACGUUGCCAUUUAUCAUCUUCGCUCCGCAUAAGUUUGGGUUACUUUUCACCUGCGCGUCAUUGACGUUCCUCUCGUCACUCUCAUUCCUAAAAGGUUUAAGGGCGUUGAUGGACCAUCUGUUGGAUGCCAAGCGUAUGGUAUUCUCUAUUGCGCUAUCAGUGUCGAUGGUAUCUACUUUGGUUUUCACAACAUUCUAUCCAAUCUAUCUGCUAGCCAUCGCAUCGUCUCUGGUGCAGACGCUGACUCUCGCAUCAGUCAUUUUGUCAUAUCUACCGGGUAUGUGUCUUAUAUCGCCGUCAACCAUAUAUUGA
Molecule: messenger RNA, 732 nt
Organism: Babesia sp. Xinjiang
Lineage: Eukaryota; Apicomplexa; Aconoidasida; Piroplasmida; Babesiidae
Exons: 1
Coding region: 1-732 (243 amino acids)
Biological process (GO): vesicle-mediated transport
Cellular component (GO): membrane
Source: RefSeq, a predicted model, not a curated record